AUGAUAAAACAGAUGCUGUGCAUUGCUAUAGUCAUCAAUAUCCUCUGUAUAUAUUCCAACGCUGCGCCUGGUCAUGGUCAUGAACGUGAUUAUCACAAAUCUGAGCUGAAAGAUAACUUUGGACACCAUGAUUAUCCCAAACAUGAAUCCAACCACGAUUUCGGACCUCAUGAUUAUAAAAACCAUGAAUCCAAACACGAUUUCGGACCUCAUGAUUAUCCAAAGCAUGAAUCCAAACACGAUUUAAGGCCUCAUGAUUAUAAAAAUCAUGAAUCCAAACACGAUUUCGGACCUCAUGAUUAUCCAAAGCAUGAAUCCAAACACGAUUUAAGGCCUCAUGAUUAUAAAAAUCAUGAAUCCAAAUACGAUUUCGGACCUCAUGAUUAUAAAAACCAUGAAUCCAAACAGGAUUUCGGACGUCAUGAUUAUGAGAAACAUGAAACUAAACACGAUUUCGGACCUCAUGAUUAUCCAAAGCAUGAAUCCCAACACGAUUUCGGACGUCAUGAUUACCAAAAACAUGAAAGUAAGCACGAUUUCGGACUUCAUAAUCAUGAGAAACAUGAGACAAAGCAUGGCUUCGGACCUCAUGACUUCGACAAACAUGAAACGAAGCACGAUUUCGGGCCUCAUGACUUCGAGAAACAUGAAAUCAAACACGAUUUCAGACCUCAUGAUUUUCAAAAGCAUGAAGUGAAGCACGAACCGCAUUUUUUCAAAGACGACCAUCAAGGACAUGGAUAUGAAUUUAAACGCAACUAA
Messenger RNA from Diorhabda sublineata, 762 nucleotides. Its product is annotated as putative eggshell protein. The transcript is spliced from 2 exons. Lineage: Eukaryota; Metazoa; Arthropoda; Insecta; Coleoptera; Chrysomelidae. The record is from RefSeq and is a predicted model, not a curated record. The coding region runs from base 1 to 762 and encodes 253 amino acids.